Molecule: messenger RNA, 270 nt
Organism: Eimeria tenella
Lineage: Eukaryota; Apicomplexa; Conoidasida; Eucoccidiorida; Eimeriidae
Product: helicase conserved C-terminal domain-containing protein, putative
Exons: 2
Coding region: 1-270 (89 amino acids)
Source: RefSeq, a predicted model, not a curated record
AUGGGGACGUGGCCGCGGGGAGCGCCCCUGCCGCAGCUAUGGGCGCUGCACAGCGGGCUGUCUGCAGAGAAAAGACUUGCGGUGGUAAAUGCCUUUAAGAGCAGCAGCAAACAGCAGCAGCAGCAGCAGCAGCAGCAGCUAAAAGUCCUCUUCUGCACAGAUGUUGCUGCUGUGGGCGUCCAGCUGGGGACCCCCGCGCUGGCUUUGCAGAUCGGAGCUCCCAAGGACCCCGACCUGUACAUACAGCGCGUGUCCCGGGCGCCAAGGUAA